AUGUCAGCUCACGAAGAAAAUCAACAGCUUCAGUCGCAAGAAAAUGCCGACGGCUCUAUCGACAAUGACAUCGCCCAGGUGGAAUCACCUGAAUACCAAGUGCGCAGUAUGACCCACUCCUACGUCUCUUCUCAGGGUGAUUUUGUUCACCUAAACCCGACAUACAUCUACACCAACAAGGCCGACGGUACCAUACGAGUCGGAAUCAUCGAAGCCGACAUGAUCGCCAAGGGUAUUGGUAUUUGGACCGAUGGCCUGAAUGACGACCCUACCUCUGGCGAUGAUUCGAAUGAUGAAAGGGACGAAAGAGCAGGAAUCCUCGAGGAUAUCAUGGCGGAGGUCCUCAUCGACGACGCGCCACCGGCUCCAGGCGGAGAGUCGUUCAUGGAGCUCACUAAAAGCAACGAUUUGAGAAGGAACGUGAUAGUUCCCUUGCAAGUCAACAGCUCUGGGGAGACCAAUGACAAGAAGCCGAGCUGGCUUGUCCUUCGCGGCUAUCCCAUUUCUCAGCUGGAAGGUCUUACAAAAUCGUUCGGGGGAGAUGAAGACCCUAGUAUCAUUGAAAAUAUGAACAAAGUUUGCCCUUCGCUGGAUAAUAUACCCCAGUUUUUCGAAUCGCAGACUGGAACGGCUCUCGGAGUCAACAUCGAUAUCACCCAUGAGGGCAGUAAGUAUUUUGUCAGACCUGCGUGUCUCAUUGACAACCUUCGUGUCGCUGGGGAGGAUAUUGCCGAAAAUCGUCGUACACAACGUGACGCUACCAGUUAUCAGAGUACCUUCGCAAAUAAUUUCCUGGAUGGUAUCAACCAUUCUAUCGCUGAGGGUUUCAUUCGUGAUGGACAAGUCGUGAAGGACAACGAUGUCUACACGUCAUACAAGAAUGAUGCUGCCGAGUCUAAGAGAUUGGUGUUGAGAGUGAACGGGGCCUCGGCUGAUGAACGAGGAGUUCCCGAGACCAUUGUUGUUCCGAGCUACCCGAGCGAAUCCCAUAGAGAUGUGACGGAGCGUUCAAGUACAGAGCUUGGGCCCCGCCCCUCGGCAGAUGAAGAACUCGCCUGGGGUCCAUAUGGCCUUCACACCGAGUAA
Molecule: messenger RNA, 1086 nt
Organism: Cryptococcus amylolentus CBS 6039
Lineage: Eukaryota; Fungi; Basidiomycota; Tremellomycetes; Tremellales; Cryptococcaceae
Exons: 1
Coding region: 1-1086 (361 amino acids)
Source: RefSeq, a predicted model, not a curated record